AUGUCGGAGCUAUUCCAGGAGCGAACUCCGUUGAAUGUGGUGACGGUCGGCUGUGCUCAUGGAAACCUGAACCAACUGUACCAGGACAUUCAAUGGCAAGCCGCCAACGAGGAAUGGUCUAGUGUUGACCUCGUUAUCAUCGGAGGUGAUUUUCAAGCACUCCGCAAUGUUGACGAUGCCGCUUGUCUGUCUGUCCCAGCCAAGUACCGAAAGAUGGGAGAUUUCCACGAGUACUACAGCGGUGAGCGCACAGCCCCUUAUCUCACGAUCUUCUGUGGCGGCAAUCACGAAGCUGUCAACUAUUCUCGCGAGCUGUACUAUGGCGGCUGGAUGGCUGAGAACAUUUACUACCUCGGUGCCGCGGGCAUCGUUUCUGUUGGAGGCCUCCGCAUUGCGAGUCUGAGUGGAAUCUUCAAACCAUAUGAUUACAAUAAGCCUCAUUUCGAACAUAUCCCCUACGGCGAUCUUGAGCUUACCUCCGCUUUCCAUGUCCGGGAGCUGGACGUCCGCAAGCUCCUCCAGGUGCAGACGCAGGUGGAUAUCGGUCUCUCGCACGACUGGCCUCGAGGAGUCGAGCACUUUGGAGAUGAGGAUCUUCUGUUCAAGAAGAAGAAGGGCUUCCGCGAGGACUCUAUUCACGGAAGACUCGGCAACAAAGCCGCUCGUCAGGUUCUCGACCAUUUGCGCCCGGCAUACUGGCUGUCUGCUCAUUUACAUGUGAAAUUUGCGGCUGCUGUUCCGCAUGACAAUGCCACUACGAAGCAGAUCGACCAAAAUCCCCUGUUGCCCGCUGAAUGGGCUGUUGAAGUCGCCGAUGACCAGCCUAUUUCUACUCAAACCGAACAGACUAAUCGAGAUGAACUGUACGUCCCUCACGCCGACGCGGUGUCUAACAGAAUUCUUCCGGCUACCGGAAGCCGGGAAGAACGCAUCGCCGCAUGGAACGGUUUUCAUGCCGUGGCACGCCGCACCGAAGAAGCGGCCUUUGGAGAGUUCCUUGCUGAAAUGCGCAGUGGAAAGACGGCUCCGCCUCUUCAGACCGCUACAAAGUGGAAGAACCCCGAUACUGGAUAUUUGGAGACCGUGGAGACGACUUUGGAACAAGAUCCCCAUCCAAACAAACGUGCUAAGAACGACGCUGAAAUCGCUCUGGAUUCUGAGAGCGAAAACGGCUCUGAGAACAUGGAGGCACCGGCCAAUGUUAAUGACCAGCCCGGUCCGUCGAAAACCGUUACGACCGAAGUUCCCUCCUUGGACACCGAUGGCGCUAAUGAUACUCCUUCAUUGUCUAAGUUGGCCAACGAAGAAGUUGCGGAUUCGCUCCGCACAAAGCUUCCCGCUGCAUUCGCACGCCCUCCGGCAGCGCCGGCCAAGCCCAAGACGCCCGUCAGGAUUACAAACAAGUUGACCAAAUUCUUGGCUCUGGACAAGCCGAAUAAUCAUGAUCCUUAUCUGCAAUUCGUUAGAGUUACUCCCCGCUCACAGGGGGUUGUUCCCACUUCCACUAGUGAUGAUCUCGACGAGCCACGCACGUCGCCACGGAUCCGGUAUGACCCCGAAUGGCUCGCUAUCCUCCGCACUUUUGCCGACGACCUGGUUCUUGGAGACCCGAAUGCCAGAGUUCCUUUUGAUCUCGGAACUCGGCAUUAUUUGCCCUUGAUCGAAGAGAACAUGCGUUGGGUUGACGAGAACAUCGUCAAGAAGGGUUUGCUCGAUAUUCCCUCCAACUUUGUCCGAUGCGCUCCGACGUUCGACCCAGACACCGAAUCGAACAUCCAGAACCCACAGACUCCUCGAGAGUACCCGAACCCUCAGACUGCCCAAUUCUGUGAACUGAUCGGAAUCGACAACAAGUUCUACCUGAGCGAGGAGGAGUGCCUCGAAAACAUUCGCAAUGCCCCUGAUACUACCGCUCAUCCUGUUCACCGCCGUGGUCGUCGCGGUCGAGGUGGCCGAGGUGGCCGAGGUGGAGGUCGUGGUCGUGGUCGUGGUCGUGGUCGUGGUCGCGGCGGCCUUUACUAA
Messenger RNA from Penicillium argentinense, 2022 nucleotides. Its product is annotated as RNA lariat debranching enzyme. The coding region runs from base 1 to 2022 and encodes 673 amino acids. Lineage: Eukaryota; Fungi; Ascomycota; Eurotiomycetes; Eurotiales; Aspergillaceae. Gene Ontology annotation, biological process: mRNA splicing, via spliceosome. The record is from RefSeq and is a predicted model, not a curated record. Gene Ontology annotation, cellular component: nucleus. The transcript has 3 exons. Gene Ontology annotation, molecular function: RNA lariat debranching enzyme activity.